Molecule: messenger RNA, 1118 nt
Organism: Numida meleagris (helmeted guineafowl)
Lineage: Eukaryota; Metazoa; Chordata; Aves; Galliformes; Numididae
Gene: IL4
Product: interleukin 4
Exons: 5
Coding region: 661-1083 (140 amino acids)
Biological process (GO): positive regulation of amyloid-beta clearance; negative regulation of complement-dependent cytotoxicity; positive regulation of isotype switching to IgG isotypes
Cellular component (GO): extracellular region
Molecular function (GO): growth factor activity; cytokine activity; interleukin-4 receptor binding
Source: RefSeq, a predicted model, not a curated record
AGUUUCCCAGCUCGGCUAAUUUCUCAGCAUUAUUUCCUGCGGUGAUGCCACCAGCGCCGGUGUUGUCACCUCCCAGGGCCGUGCCAGAGUGGGACGUGGCAUCCCCAGCUCUCGGUGCCACCGGGGCAGAGCCACGCAGCCGCACAUCCCCGCAUCCUGGUGGAGAUAACGACCUAGACCAAACUGUACGCAGAUCGGGGGUGCUUUGCAUGAUAUGGAGAUAUUCAAAUGACAGGAGAGGCGAGCGAUGGAAGCGCUCGCAGGAUAUUUAGAGGAAAAAAAAGCGGUGACGCUCCGUUAUCUGCGGUCCCUCAGGGUGGCUCACGGCGCCCGAACCUCACGGGGGAGCGAGAGUCCUGGGAUACGGAGAAACGCUGAAGCACAAAGCUGCACGGACUUUUCUUUUUGCACCAUCUGCCUCCUACCUCCGUUAUCUGAACGGUGGAAAUUUCCUACGUUGAAACGUAAUGAGAGAUCAGAAGAAAAUCUUGACUUCUAUAAAAAAAAAAAAAGACCUGUUCUCCUAAAUGGAUAUGAGCAACUUUGGAAAGUGCAGACAAGGGAAAAAAAAAUCAGUUUUUCCCUCUGUUUCAGCAAUUCUGAAGCCAUAAAUUGAGAUGUUUCGCCCAGAAAAGCACAGACAGGUGUACCCCAGAAGCCAUGAGCUCCUCCCUGCCCACCCUGCUCCUGCUCCUGCUGCUGCUGGCUGGCCACGGGGCUGCACACACGCUGCACUCAGAGCUGUCAUUGCCACUGCAGGAGAGCAUCCAGAUGUGCACUUUGUUGGCUAAAGAGGCUUCCUGUGAGAAGAUGAACGUGACGGAUAUCUUUGCAGGCAACAAGUCCAAUAACAGACUUGAGCUCCUAUGCGAAGCCGCCACAGUUGUUCGGGACAGCCAGCGCUGCCACUGGAGACUGCGGGGCCUCUUCCUCAACCUGUGUCAGCUCGUGAAUGCUACCAGCAGCCACAAGGCACCGUGUCCUGUGGCAGCAGGCAACACUACUUCAAUGCAUAAGUUCCUAGAGGACCUACACAGAUUCCUCCAGCAACUAGCAAAAGAGAAUUUAUCGUUUUCUUCUUAAUUAUUAUAUUGACACCAUAUUGUCAAAGAUUAUUU